AUGGGGCACCAGCACCAGCUCUUCCACGACCCCUUCGCCAGCAGCAUCUCCACGCUGGAGGCAGAUAUCUUCUCUGGUGCCGGGGGACACCAGCAGUGGCCGGAACUUGACGUCGACCUCGACCUCGACGGGGACUACGGCAUCCCGGCGACGGCCCCGUCGGCGAACAAGGCCGGUACCUCCUCCGGCGGCUCGGGAUCCCACCGUAAGAUCAGCCACAACGCGUACGAGCGCGACCGUCGGAAGCAGAUCAACGGGCUCUACUCCUCCCUCCGCUCCCUCCUCCCUGACACCGAUCACACCAAGAAGCUGAGCGUUCCGAUCACAGUGACGAAGGUGCUCGAGUACAUCCCGGAGCUGCAGAAGCAGGUGGACACUCUGGAGAAGAAGAAAGAGAAGCUGACCCGAGCGAGCUGCAAUCCGGGCGUGCUCACCAUGAAGGAGAACACAGCUCCAAUCGUCUCCGCAACCUGCCUAGACGACAGGGACAUCAUGGUCCAGGUCAGCCUGCUGAGCAACAUGGCCGGAGCUCUGCCAAUGUCCAAGUGCAUCAAAGUGCUUGAGAACGAAGGGCUUCGCCUCAUCAGUUCGUCGACCUCCCCCUUUCAGAGCAGGACGUUAUAUAGCCUCCAUCUCCAGAGAACCCAACAAACAAUGGGAAAGGAUUGUCCGGCAUUCUGUCAUGAACUGGAGAAUGCCAUCAAGAAGAAAGCAGGACUAUAUCUACAGCACUAGUAACGAUGUGUGUUGUUGU
Lolium rigidum is the source of this 754-nucleotide messenger RNA. Its product is annotated as protein IRON-RELATED TRANSCRIPTION FACTOR 2-like. Gene Ontology annotation, molecular function: RNA polymerase II transcription regulatory region sequence-specific DNA binding; protein dimerization activity; DNA-binding transcription factor activity, RNA polymerase II-specific. The transcript has 3 exons. Bases 1 to 735 code for a protein of 244 amino acids. Gene Ontology annotation, biological process: regulation of transcription by RNA polymerase II. The record is from RefSeq and is a predicted model, not a curated record. Gene Ontology annotation, cellular component: RNA polymerase II transcription regulator complex. NCBI's taxonomy places the organism in Eukaryota, Viridiplantae, Streptophyta, Magnoliopsida, Poales, Poaceae.